Messenger RNA from Purpureocillium takamizusanense, 4054 nucleotides. RefSeq lists its product as uncharacterized. The transcript has a single exon. NCBI's taxonomy places the organism in Eukaryota, Fungi, Ascomycota, Sordariomycetes, Hypocreales, Ophiocordycipitaceae. The record is from RefSeq and is a predicted model, not a curated record. The coding region runs from base 487 to 3735 and encodes 1082 amino acids.
CAUCAAAAGCUCCCUUGGCUUGUGAUUCAUCCAUCCCUCGAAACCGGUCAACUUGGACACGGCGACGCCCCGAGCGCGCAACCCCUGACAGCCCCCAACACGCAGCCAGCCCUUUGUCGUCGCCUUUGAUCGUCUGUGUAUCGAGAAUCUCGCUCUCCAUCGUCGUCACGGCAGUCGCUCGUUUCGCGUCUCUUAAAUCUCGGCAGUCACGUUUGUCCAACCGUCGAACCCGCGUCCACGACAAAAAGCAAAAAAAGCCACCUUCAUCGGACGCAGGUCGCUGCAAGGAUCCCUGUCGUGUCUCUCCGCCCGCCAGACCGACUGACUGCACUUUGCCUGCCAUACACCAUCGACGGAAAUGCCCCUCAACCACGUAUCGUAACGCCGCCCCGACACCCUCGCUCGUCCACCGCCCGCGACUACGACUACGACGACACGGCCGAGACGGAGGGAGAGAGGGCACACGUCGUCGCGAGACACGCAGCCAUGGACGCGUUGUCGGACGCCGGCUGCUCUUCGUCCCACGUAUCCCAACCCCUCGAGCGCUCCGUCUCCCAAACCAGCGCCGCCUCUGCGCGCUCCCAUCGCAGCGUCGUCCGUCGCAAUCGCCGCCUGCUCAGCCAGCCUAGCAGCUCGGCCAGCAGCAUCGCCGCGAGCGACAAGUCCCUCACCAGCUUCCCCAACUUCUCCCCCGAGGAGCCAGGCAACGGCCGCUUCGAUCUCGCCGCCUUCCACCGGCCCGACUACCGCGAUCCGCACCGCGAUGGCGCCGAGCAGGAGCGCCUGAAGACGGCCACCCAAGAGUCCGAGACGGGGCGUGCACGGAACUCGAGCGGCGGCGCCCGUCGGGGCUUCUCCAUCGUCGACACCCUGACGGGCGGCAUCACAGCGCGAGAUGCCCUGUUCGAGGACGCACCACUUCGGCAGUCCAUCCCCGGUGCCUUACACCAGGCCGAUGACCAACAUAUCGAGCGCCUCGUCGCCCGGCACGGCGCCGUUGCUCUCGUCAGGCAGAUCGCUGAGGAUCUGGCCCAGCGCGACAGCCAGAUCUCUGCCCUGCGACGCAAGGCCGACGAGCGCGAACGCGCGUUGCGGCGCAUCAUCCGCGAAUGCGGCCUCUCCAACCUCGACCUUGAGACUCGAUUGCGCAGUGUCGAGAGCGAGCUGCGCGCCAACGACAAGGUCCAGCGCACUGAGAGCAGUGGCCUGACGGAUUUGAUGAGCGACGCGAUGCAGGACACCAUGGCCGCCAACGCAUACCGCGAGGCGAAUCGAGGCGCCUCCACCAUCCGCGCCGGUGCUACCUUGUCUCUUCCUGGAGCGGCCGACAGCGCCAGCAGUAAUAAGGGGACCAUGCGAGGAUGGAAGGACUACAUACUGGGAACCGGAACGACGAAGCGAGCCAGUCGCACUAACAGCAUCAACGGAAACGGGGCCAGCCAAACCAUGGUCGUCAGGUCACACUCGAGCAUGGACCGCCGCCCGAUGAUCCAGGAGGACCUCUUCAACCCUCCGCCCACCGAAUCCAGCUCCAAGUCUGUGAGAAGCGCCAGUCGCGCCUCCAGCGUGUAUUCGGGCCAGGCGCCCGAGCGCAAGUCGUCGGUGUCCCUGGCCAGCCUCGCGCUCCGGCUCGUGGCAGGUGGCUCGGCGGCCCCUCGCGAAGCAGACCCCAGAGGCAGGGCGGCCACGACCUCGGCUCCCGCCGAGUCAAUCCGGGCUGCUUCUUCUGCCAGCGCAAGGACGGCGCAGUCGUCGCGUGCCGUCUCCGUCGCCGGCGGACCCAAGGCGCUCAUGGCCAUGCGACGUUCCACGCCGGCACCCCAGGCCCCAGCCAGUACCAAGGGGCAGGCUCAGGAGCUGUGGGGGAACAUGGUGGGGAGCCCGCCCGACAUGGCGGCAGCCCGGCAGGAGAGCUACGGACCGGUGGAGAUGGAUGCGAUCCGCCCACCCGAAUCGCAGCCCCCGACGCUCACGCACAUCUACAACAACUACGCCAGCGGUGAAUUCUUGACGGACCGGUUUGGCUUCAUCUAUGACCAGCGACGCAAGAAGAGACAGCGCGAGGCGGCGCAGAUGGCGCACAACAUUCGCAAAGGGAGCCGCGCCGAGAUGCUCAUGAAUGGCCGUUCCGGCAUCUCACCGAACCUGCUCGACGACCCGGUCCCGAGCCCCAAGUGGAGUGUGUCGAGCGAUGGUCGCCCGGGAAGCCCCGUCAGCCUGGAAGAGCGCGCAGCGGACGAGAACAAGCCCAAGCGGUGGCAAGACUACCUUCGAAUAGCUACAUUUCCGACGGAGCUGCUUAGCCACACGCCUAGCAUGAGCCUGCCGUCGCUUGAGGUGACGGAGGGGAGUGAACUCCCGACACCGCCCCAGAGCCAGGUCAGCGAGCCCGUCAAGACGUCUAGCAUCACACCCACCAGCUCCGGCCUUGUGCCCCUGGCUAGCACUACGACGGCCAUCGAUAACGAGACGACCCAGGCAACCGAGCCCGAAGCAAACGCCGGAACAAUGGUCAAGGAGGACGCCGAGCCGGUGCGGCUCCUGCUCCAACAGCUGAGUGAUGUGCACGACUCACUACAGCGCGACAAGACAGUCAAGUGGAAUGACUUUCUACGCAAGGUCCGAGCCGAGCGGCGCCGCGAAGGCGAGGCGGCCAUCGCGGCGGCGGCUGCGGUUGCGGAGGCACGGUACGAGACGCCGGCCAUGAUACUGCCCGAGACGCGCGUGGCCGACGGUGAGAUCAUCGGCAUAGCGGGCCUGGGCAUCAAGGGCAAAGUGGGCAGGGCCAAGUGGAACGAGUUCAAGACGCUCGUGUUGGGCGGCAUUCCCGUCUCGUACCGGGCCAAGGUAUGGUCUGAGUGUGCCGGCGCCAACGGGAUGCGCGUCCCGGGCUACUACGAAGACUUGGUAGCCCAGAGCGGCGAGGACGACGACGCGGUGGUGGUGGGCCAGAUUCAGAUGGAUAUUCACCGCACGCUGACGGACAACAUCUUCUUCCGAAAGGGGCCGGGCGUGCAGAAGCUCAACGAGGUGCUGGUGGCGUACUCGCGGCGCAAUAGGGAGGUGGGGUACUGCCAGGGCAUGAAUCUCAUCGCGGCAAACCUGCUCCUCAUCAUGCCGUCGGCCGAGGACGCGUUCUGGAUCCUGGCAUCCAUCAUUGAGACGAUCCUGCCGCAAGGCUACUAUGACCACUCGCUCAUGUCGUCGAGGGCGGACCAGCAGGUGCUGCGGCAGUACGUGUCGACGGUUCUGCCCAAGCUGUCGGCGCACUUGGACUCGCUCUCGAUCGAGCUGGAGGCGCUGACGUUCCAGUGGUUCCUGUCCGUCUUCACCGACUGCCUCUGCGCAGAGGCGUUGUUCCGGGUUUGGGACGUGGUGCUCUGCACAAACGAUGGUAGCACGUUCCUCUUCCAGGUGGCGCUGGCACUGCUCAAGCUCAACGAGCACAACCUGCUGCAGUGCGAUACGCCGGCCGGGGUGUACACAUAUAUCAACCACCACAUGACGGAGCAUGCCAUCAGCAUCGACGGACUCAUCCAAGCCAGCGAGGGCCUGCGCAAGGUGGUACGGCGGGAGGACGUGGAGCAGCGGCGGGACAAGGCGAUCCAGGCCGAAAGAGACCUCGUAGCGGAGAGGCAGGGCACGCGUGCGGCAACGACGAGAACGGUCCCGAGCCCACGCGACGGCGAUGCAGGGUCGCUGGCGGAGGCGGAGCCCCGACCCAUGGACAGCUGAAGUGCGGGGACGCAGAGGGCGUGUCUAGCUAGAGACGGCUCGAGGCAUACAACAAGAUGGGAGGUGGUUGUUUGGACAUGCGGAGCGACUUGAUACCCCCUUUUUCAUUUGUAGUUUUCCCCCUUCCCCCUUCCUCGAGUAGGUUGCUUGUCGCGCCCGGAGAAUGCAUCGUCGGUCACGGUCCUCGACCAGCGAUGAUUAGCGCCGGGGAGCAGCCAGCGGGUCGGCCACCCACCCAUCCACCCGUUGGGACACAUCCUUGUCUAUGGUAGAGCUGUCUAGAUAUAUAUCGCGGGGCCAAUACAUGAGGGAAUAGGAU